Melanaphis sacchari is the source of this 692-nucleotide messenger RNA. Its product is annotated as mitochondrial ubiquitin ligase activator of NFKB 1-like. The transcript has 4 exons. The coding region runs from base 216 to 644 and encodes 142 amino acids. The record is from RefSeq and is a predicted model, not a curated record. NCBI's taxonomy places the organism in Eukaryota, Metazoa, Arthropoda, Insecta, Hemiptera, Aphididae.
GUAACAUAAAAAAUUUGCCACUCUAGGCUUAAGUCUUACAAGCCCAGUGGGUAAUCCAUCACUGAAUACGUAAAACUAUUAAGUUUGAUUGUCAAAAAUUAAUUGAAUCUUGCCUCAUAAUAAAUAAUAUAUUAUACUUUAUUUUAUAAUUAUAAUAGUUAUAUAAACUACCUUCUUAUGGACCAAUAUAAGUAUUGGUUUAAUCUCAUAUUAAAAUGCCACCAAAUUCUAUUGCAAAAACAUCCCUUAUUGUUGGAGGAUUAACAUUUCUGGGUUUUAUGGCUGGAGGAAGACUUGGUUCUAUGUUUGGAGCAGUUAUUGGGACAGUUGUUUGUUCAAUGUUAAAUACAGAAGAACCAAUAAGAAUCCAAGAACCUCGUGCAGAAAUUUCUCGUGUUACACCUUAUGAUCGUCCAAACAAUAAAAAUCGAAAACAUAAAGCCAAUAAGUCUAAAAAUGAAGUGUAUGAACCAUCCAAAUGUUCAAUAUGUCUUGAACCAUUUAAGCCUUCAAUUGUAUUAAUGCCAUGUUCUCACAUGUGUUUUUGUGAUGAAUGUUUUGAAAAUGCAAAAAAUAAAAAUGUUUCUACUUGUCCAAUUUGCAGAAACAAUAUUGAAAAUAUUAUGUAUGUUUAUCCUUCAUAAGGAAUAUUCUAACCAAUGAAAUUUAUUAGGUAAUAUUUAAUUUAAAAA